AUGAUGGAACCCAAUGUAAACUGCCUAGCGAUAGCAACGGAGGAGGGACCCUUUAUGCCGACUGAAAUUGGCCGGCUGAUUACCGCCAUGGUAACGCCGUUUGACGCUGACGGGCAGGUUGACUACGAACAGGCCAAGCGUCUCGCUUCGGCGCUGGUCGACUCCGGAUCGGAUGGUCUGGUGGUCACCGGGACCACAGGUGAAGGUCCGGCGUUGUCCAUGGAGGAAAAGGCCCGCCUCUACGGGGAAGUAAAAGACGCAAUCGGUUCCCGGGGCGCGGUGAUUGCCGGCACCAGCGACAACAACACCACAGCUUCCAUUGAGCUUAGCCGGGAAGCGGAACAGGUUGGCGCCGAUGCUCUGCUCCUGACCGUUCCCGCGUACAACAAGCCUCCCCAGGAAGGCCUGUUCCAGCAUUUCCGCGCGUUGGCGGAGUGCACCAAUCUCCCUGGGAUGCUUUACAACGUCCCCAGCCGCACCAGCCUGAACAUGACCAACGACACCACGGUACGGCUGUCCCAAAUCGAAAACAUCAUCGGCAUCAAGGAAGCCAGCAGCGACCCGGUUCAGAUCGCGAAAGUCAUACGGGAUACGCCCGACGACUUCCGAGUGUGGUCCGGCAACGACGAUGAGACCUUCCCGAUCAUGUCCAUGGGCGGGUACGGCGUAGUCAGCGUUGCUGCUCACCUGAUUGGCAACCAAAUCAAGCAGAUGAUGGGAUUGAUUUUGGAAGGCGACGUGGAAGCGGCUGGAGCUGAGCACCUGCGUUUGCUGGACAUGUUCAAAGGGCUGUUCAUCGUCUCCAAUCCGAUCCCGGUCAAGUACGGGCUGAAUACAGUUGGCUUCGACGUGGGUAACCCCCGCUUGCCACUCGUCCCGCCCGACAGCCGGACGGCAGAACAGUUGGAUGAACUGCUGGACCGAUACGACAUCGACAUCAAUGCGCCGGCCGACUGA
Geodia barretti is the source of this 957-nucleotide messenger RNA. Lineage: Eukaryota; Metazoa; Porifera; Demospongiae; Tetractinellida; Geodiidae. The record is from the annotation of a GenBank genome assembly.